AUGGCCAAGGAACUAAUAGUACUCUCGGCUGUCCUCUUCAUGAGCACUAGUUCAGCUGCAGGCAAUGAGAUCACAAAUCCUUAUCAUGGAGGUUGCUUACAAGCUCUGGUUCCCAAUUGGAGUGUUCCCAGAGUGUGCAACAGUGAUGAUAUUACUAGUACUGGUGGUGGUGGGAGUCAGCAUUGCCGAGUGCCCGACAUGGAAUAUCUGGAAAUCCGUACCUAUGUGGCCAACUGGGAGAGCAGCGUGAUUGUGGGGUGGCUGGUACAAAUCGUACUCAGCGAAAUGCUUGGGGUGCCCGCUACCAUUGAAGCGGGAAGCUACGGGGAAAUCAAAUCCUUUUACGAUCCUCUGUCCAGGCUCGAUUUCAUCACACACAAUAAUGCAACGGCUCUGGAAAUCGCAAAUACAAUGCCACAAAAGGAUUGUCGAUUGGCCGACAAAACAAAAGACAACUACCAACCAUGCGCCCACUUUUUGGCAGAAGCGUGGGAUACAGACAGCCCAUGGGUCAGAGAUCUGAUUGAUGAACGAAAAAUUGAUGCUCAAGUUCUAGGGGUCUUGGGAUUGGAAUCUUGGUUUGUCACUAAAUUCACUUCACAACAAGAUCCGACCAUUGUUUCCUACCAUGGACUCAUCGGGGAACCAAACAGACACAAACUUGCUGCCAUGUUCAAACGGCCCACCACAUGGGCUCACUAUUGCCAACAAAUCUCCACAAACAAUUGCACCAUUCCAGACCAAGUGGCUCAGAGACCUCCACACAAUGAACUAGAAGAGCAAUUCUACUUUGCUCCAGACAACUACACGGGACAUUUCAGAUUCACAGACCAAAACAAUUGCACAUUACAUCCAGAUUCUUGUACAGGGCACAUUGCCAAUUAUCCUUGCGGGUGGAGUGGACAUAUGGAACAAGUACUAUAUCAUCUCAAUAUUGCCAUGGAAUCCAAUGGACCAGAACCACACAAGGGAGGAUACUCCUAUUCACAGCUGGUACAACUUUGGAGGGCUGCCAAUGCCACAAAAAGCAAUCUAAUGAUGAUGUGGUGGACACCCGAACCACUCUACCAAGAAUUCUUUUUCACCGACAGUGCCAUGCAACGAGUCAUGCUCCCACCAGCCACACAACAAUGUCUCGAUGCACAUCCCACUUUUGAACAAGAAUGCGACCCCGAUCCAGCGGUACGAGUAGGUUCGCCAGACGGAGCUUGCGAUCACAAUCCCAUCAAUCUACACAAACUCCUCGGGAGUUCCUUGCACGAUAUUUCCAUGGCCGCGGACGAAGCCAAUCGCAAUCCCGCACAAGAAAUGCUGCGCGAUUUUCAACUCACCGAAUUGCAACUGGGAGAAAUAUUUGAACUCUGGCAGACGGAAUCCACACCGCAGGAUGCCGUGUGUAAAUGGGCCGCCAACAAUUUGGAUGUUUUAAAUGCCACGGUACCACCAUCCUAUCCACGUGUCCUGCAAGUGGAAAAUGAGUAUUCCUUCAUGUUUGCCCUCGUCGUGGCAAUGGGGAGUCUCGCCACAAUACUGGUGGUACUGACAACGGCCAUGGUCUACCGAUUUCGGCAUCGGGCAUCCAUCCGUCACGCACAACCUGGUUUUCUCUGGUUACUCCUAUGGGGCUGUUUACUGGUGGCCAUUGGAGCCAUUUUACGGGGAGUCCCAGCAACCCAUGGCACGUGUAUUGCCAGCACCUGGUUUGUCAAUAUCGGAUACAACUUUGAAUUGGUGCCUCUCAUUGUAAAAGUUGGCGCAAUCAACAGAAUGAUGGUCGCUGCGACGAAAAUGAGACGCAUCACGCUCUCCAUUGCAUCCCUCUACCAGGCAGUGGCUAUGAUUUGUAUGUGCUGCGUCCUCUACCUCUUUGUCUGGACGGGUUUGGAUCCUCCGCUCAAAGAAUCCGAGUACGCUCUCACCGAAUUGACAACCGACGCGGGGGAACGAAUUGUGUCUGUCAGCCAUUUUUGUGGAACAUCCUCUAGUGUUUGGCAGUACGUCUCGGUUGGAUGGAAUGCAGUCUUGCUAUUGUGCGCUUCGGUGCUCGCAUUUCAAUCGAGGAACGUCUCUGCCAGUUUCAACGAGUCCAGAACGCUGGCAUUUCUCUCUUACUCCCAUUUCAUGUUUGUCUGCCUACGAUGUGCUACGUACCUCUUGAAAGAUCAGCUGAACGGUACCACAACGGACAGUAUCCAAUCGUUGCUUUACAGCGUGGAUACCAUUGCCGCCGUCUUUAUCUACUUUCUUCCAAAGCUGAGAGUCGCUGAGACGAGCAUGCGGGGUUCGAUGGUUAAUGGAUCCACCAACUAUAUGGAUAAAUCAUUUGUCCGACAGUGGAUGGCGAUGGCAUCUCAAACCGGCACGGGUGCCUUUGAGGCGGCAUCAUCCUUCAUGACCAUUAUGAAUCAUGAAACAGAGGUUCGAAACGGCCGUGGCAGUGCCACUAUGGCCAGUAUGAACAGCGCUGUUGCACUCAAUGUCAGCCAGGCCGAGCUUGCCAUGAACGAAGAGGACGGAAUCAAUAGCACCAACCAUGGAUGCGCCAACCCAGAGGAAGCCGCCGUAGCAAAUUUCAAAAUGAACGAUCCGGAUGAUUCUGAUUCCGAGAUAGAAAUUUCCUUCCAUGUCGAAGAUAAUAAUCCAACGACAAUCAGCAUCAUUUGCCCCCGAUGCCAGGAAUCGGACAACACGGGAUCUGUAUCUACCCGAAAACGUGCUUCGUGGAGCCAACCGUCUAUGAAGAAACUGUUGAGCGAUUCCUUGAUAGAUUAG
This is a messenger RNA of Seminavis robusta, 2772 nucleotides long. Lineage: Eukaryota; Bacillariophyta; Bacillariophyceae; Naviculales; Naviculaceae. The record is from the annotation of a GenBank genome assembly.